Miscanthus lutarioriparius is the source of this 1419-nucleotide messenger RNA. NCBI's taxonomy places the organism in Eukaryota, Viridiplantae, Streptophyta, Magnoliopsida, Poales, Poaceae. The record is from the annotation of a GenBank genome assembly.
AUGGAGAAACUGGUGAGGUGGCGGGUUCUGGGUCUGGUCAAGGCUAGAGUACCGUGGGGGUCGCUCUCUGUCGGGCCACAGGCGGGAUGUUACAUUUAUGGACGGAGGAAGUAUUUUCUAAUAAUACGGCUUUCGCAGAGCCACGUACCAGAGGUGAAGGGUAGAAAAGCUCUUCGAUGUGUUUGCGUCAACCGUGUUCGCUUGAUCACGUCAGUUCAAAAAGCUCAAAGCUGCUGUCUCCUGUCUGGCCGGUCUACAGACUAUAAUCCAGUGUUCAGGCAUCAAGGAUUCAAUCUUUCAAGAAAAAAGAAGGAUGAUGGAUAUAAAGCUUUUGUUAAAAAUGGUUGGAAUGGUUUUCAUAGAAAACAAAGGCUCAAAGAUCAUGUGGGUGAUGUUGGUGGCACACACUAUCUAGCAAUGAAGAAGUGUGAUGAUUUGUUACAAACAAGACAACAUAUUAAUGUGGCUUUCCGUGGUGUAAAUGAAAUCAAGGUACUAGAAAUUGUGGAAAAUGAUAAAAAGGAAUGGAAAAUUAGAGAUCAAGGAUCAAAUCUUCUAGAGUAUUUCCAGUCUUUUGACUCCGUCUUCUAUUUGCAUCUCAUGUUAACUAUAUUAGGAAUCACAAAUACCUUGUCAUUAGCACUGCAGCGGAAGGAUCAUGACAUAGUGAAUGGUAUUAAAUGUGUGAGAGCCACUAGACGCCAAUUGGAUGAGCUUAGAAGAGAAAAGUGGGAAAAACUAUUAGUUGACGUGUAUGGAUUUUGUGAGAAGAAUGACAUUUCUAAAUUGGAAAUGGAAGAUGAAUAUAUUGAUCCAAAGAAGAGGAGGCACAAAUCUGGAAUUACAAACAAGCAUUACUAUCAAGUAGAUUGUUUCAAUGAUAUUAUUGAUUGGUUACUUCAAGAGCUUGACAGCCGCUUCAAUGAGACAAGCUCUCAAUUGCUUGUAUGCUCGGCCUCUUUGAGUCCAAGAGACUCAUUUUGUAAUUUUAAUGUGGACAAUUUGUUGAGCCUAGCAAAGCUCUAUCCACAUGAUUUUGAUUCUGGGGAUUUGAGGGACCUUAACAACCAACUUGGCCUCUACACAUUUGAUGUGAGAGAUGGUGAUAGGUUCUCCAACAUACAAACUGUUGCCGAGCUUUCUCAGAAAAUGGUGAAGACUAGAAAACAUGAUCGUUAUCCACUGGUUUAUCGACUUCUGAAGCUUGUAUUAGUACUGCCAGUUGCUACUGCUACAGUUGAGAGGAUUUUCUCGAGCAUGAAGAUUGUGAAAACGAAUUUGCGCAACCGCAUCGGUGAUCAAUUUAUGAGUGACUGUCUUAUUUGCUAUGUGGAGAAAGAAGAAAUGAUGAAAAUCACGAAUGAGUCCGUGAUUCGUCGCUUCAUGAAAAUGCAAGAACGCAGAUUUGAUCACAAUUAA